This is a messenger RNA of Pelobates fuscus (common spadefoot toad), 1064 nucleotides long. RefSeq names its product G-protein coupled receptor 35-like. Gene Ontology annotation, molecular function: G protein-coupled receptor activity. Gene Ontology annotation, biological process: positive regulation of Rho protein signal transduction; phospholipase C-activating G protein-coupled receptor signaling pathway. The transcript has a single exon. Lineage: Eukaryota; Metazoa; Chordata; Amphibia; Anura; Pelobatidae. The record is from RefSeq and is a predicted model, not a curated record. Bases 1 to 876 code for a protein of 291 amino acids. Gene Ontology annotation, cellular component: plasma membrane.
AUGGAUUGCUUCAAUAAAAGCGGAGUUCAGGAUUCUUCUCUUCAGCUCCUUAACCUAGCAGUCUCCAUCCCACUCCUUGUUUUGGGUCUUUUCUGCAAUAGUAUUGCUCUGUGGGUUUUUUGCUGCAAACUGAAGAAAUUGACUGAAACUACAGUGUUCAUGGUGAAUUUAGUUAUAUCAGAUAUCAUGAUUUUGUUGACCUUUCCUUUUAGAAUAUAUGCUUUUUCAGACACGUGGAAUCUUGGCAGUGAGACGUGCAAAACACUCCUACUCAUGUAUUUUAUAAACACUUAUAUGAGUAUUUUCUCCAUCACUGCAAUAGCUGUGGAUCGUUACAUUGCAAUCAAGCACCCCCUGAAAUUCCGAACUUGGAGGUCCCCAGCGAAAGCUGCUUACACAUGCUGUGCCCUAUGGUUUCUUUUCAUUGCUACUGGUGUUUUCCGUAUUUUGCAGAGCCGAGAUUUUACACUCACCACUUGCUUCCAAAAAGUCACCACUGAACCCUUUAACAUGGCUCUUGUCUUUGUCCUGGUUGGUUUUACUGUUCCGUUGAUCAUUAUCAGCUACUGCUCCGGAGAAGUUCUAAUGCUUCUCCGCAAGAAAAACGCAUCUGAUACUUUUGAGAAGAAAGCAGUGAGGAAGGCCUUCAAUAUAAUUAUGGCCAACUUGGUAGUGUUUGUUGUCUGCUUCUUACCCGUCCAUGUGGGUUACACUGUGCGCUUUAUUACCGAAUCUCUCAAUGCCACUUGUCACACAUGGGAGAAAGUUAAUUUUUACACACAUGUGGCAACUUUGGUGGCAAAUUCCAACUGUGUCCUAGACAGUGUGUGUUAUUUUUUUGCAGCACAUGAAUUCUGGAAAGCUACCAUCCUUUAAUAAGCCUACACAUUACUAUCUGCUUGCCGACAAUUUACUAAUAAAAGUAUUGUAUAAAUAGAUCUUGUAGCAAACCAAUCUCAUAUAAAUAAAUAAAAUCGUUAUUCACCAUAAUUUAGCAUUUUAUAAAUACAUUGAUUCUUCAGUCAAUUUCCAUGACUCAAAUUGCCCUUAACCAUCUUAUCACA